Messenger RNA from Pocillopora meandrina, 2244 nucleotides. The record is from the annotation of a GenBank genome assembly. Lineage: Eukaryota; Metazoa; Cnidaria; Anthozoa; Scleractinia; Pocilloporidae.
GCAGCCACUACAGUACUGUGGACAAAACCAGCCCCAAGUUGGACCCAAACGGAUUCAAAUGACAUCAGAACAGUUGAUAUUCAAGUGUUGAAGGGCAGCACCCACAUACAUCUCAGUUGGAAUUACACUUUGUCAGAAGGUUCAGAUCUGAAGACAACAACUUUUUCCAUCAAUGAUGGCAGCAGCUGGAAUGACAUUGGAGUUAUAUACCAUGCUAACAAUGACAUUGUGAUAUAUAGCAGAAAUAAUUACAGGACGCGAUUUAAUAUCAGCGAUAGUAAUGUGGCCACCCUGAUAUUAAAAAAAGUGACUGAGGAUGAACGAGCAACUUUCCAUUGCAAGCUCUCCACGCUAAGUAACUCUUGGACCUACAGUAUUCUCGUGAAUUUUACAAGUAAGUGUCAGUUUGGUGAUAUCCAUCUUAUUACAUCCGACGCAUUGUGUAAAACUCCAGUCUUAAAUCACUCUCGUUACUUUUUAUUGUUUAAUUUACCAACCAACCCCAACUGUGUCUCUUUGAUAAAAAUGUCUGGUUUUGGUAUCCGUACUUCCCCUCUGUAUUCAAUCUGUCCCAAGAUAUACUACUACCAUGACAAAACUUUCAAACAGUGUCGAGCUUUGAAAGGAUUUGCUAUUUUUGAUCUUCAGUCAAGACCCUUUCUAGUUACAGUAACUGGUAGCCCCACCAAAAUGUUAUGGGGUCGAGGGUUACACGGAGUGAUCGGCAAGCUACAGUUAUAGCACGCGUAGCUGUUCGCAUGUCUGAGAAAGUUAACAGAAAAAGCGCCCAAUUUUUCUUAAAAUGACCCCAAGUGCCCCAAAACUAUGCAAAACAGCAUAACCCAAAAACCAGCUUUAAAACAUUCUUAUAACCACGCCGGUAGGGCAAUGGUCUUUGUAUUAUCUCCUUAGAGUCAAAGAGUCUCAAUUGGGAGUGUAUAUCACAUUAAAAGCAGAACCAUGUGCAAUUUCCGCUUUGAAGGUGCAAUAGUCUGACGUAUGGGAAGAAUGGCGGCUUAAAUUGAUUUAGAAUUGACGAUUUUGGCUUAUUUUUUUGCCAGAGCGACAUCUGAAUUGGGUGGAGCGGCCCUUAUCUGUUGUUGCUGUUGAACGUCACAACCUCACCCUUCGGUGGACCUAUAUGAAGACACUUGGCCUAGCGUCGUCAUUUCGAUAUGCAGAAUUUACUGAUCUUAGCAGCAGGGAAAAAACCAUUGCAGAGAAAGUGUUAAAUACUGCACCAAUCGUACAUACAGCUUAUAGACCUCGAUUUCAUGUGGAUUAUAUACAAGAUACUAUGGCGUCUAUAACAAUUGUUGGACUGAAAAGAUCAGACAGAGGAAGAUAUAGAUUUGAUGUUAAAACCCUCAGGGAGGACAUCAACGAACUUAACACGCUCUCCAGCAUCAUGGAGCUCACAGUACAUUGUAAGCAAACAAACAAAAGCUGUGUUUGGUCAUGUAAGAUGUAGGCUAUAUCUUUAAAACCAAGGUGUUUUUUUACUCAGUAUAAUGCGUAUCAUAACCAACGUUAGUUGCAACUUCAUUGGGAUGGAUCGUCAUUAUUGUGAUUGUGAUUAUCGUUAUCCUUUUUGUUUCUUCAUUAUCGUAAAGGUCAUUGACAUCAUUAUCGUUACUUUUAAUUCUUUUCUGCAUUCAUUUUUUCGUUGUCGUCGUUGCUCAAUUCUUUUUCUUCCUCCUGCAGAAAGUGACAACGUUUACAUUUUCGGCGAUACUUGUCGCUGUUAAUUUAGGAUCAUUGUAUAUAUACGUAGCUUUUGCCAGACAGCGUGUUAUAUAACUUUCUCGUAUGGUGUUCGUUUAUUUUUGUGUUAAAUAAGCGCGGUCGCAACUAGUAAAGCAAUGUGUGGAUUUGACUUUAACAAUAGUUUACUCGUUCUCUCUCUACUUUUUCUAACUAGUAAAAUGUGAUUUAUUUUCAGAUGCGGCGAACAUGAUCAAUGUUAGCGACCACCAAACUGUGCAAGAAGGAUCUUAUCUUCAACUGUUAUGUCAAGCAUUUGGCAAUCCAACCCCAAACAUAACGUGGACCAAAGUGCUUGAAAAUAGUAACGAUAGUAAAUUGCUGCAUCAUGGAAGCCAUUGGAAUUUAACAAAAAUUAACAGAACUGCUUCUGGUUUAUACAACUGUACAGCUGACAAUGGAAUUGGAAAUCCAGUGUGGCGGCUGAUAAAAGUCAAUGUUACCUGUAGGUGUAUCAUACCUUGUCACCGCUUUGAUUAG